Theobroma umbraticum is the source of this 1105-nucleotide messenger RNA. It is a transcript of the gene SYP81, whose product is annotated as syntaxin of plants 81. The record is from RefSeq and is a predicted model, not a curated record. Lineage: Eukaryota; Viridiplantae; Streptophyta; Magnoliopsida; Malvales; Malvaceae. Gene Ontology annotation, cellular component: endoplasmic reticulum; SNARE complex; membrane. Gene Ontology annotation, biological process: retrograde vesicle-mediated transport, Golgi to endoplasmic reticulum.
UCUCUUAUUAUUUUCUUUUCAGUCUUUCUCCCACAUUUUUCGCUUUUUCUUUUUUUUUUGUCUCUAGAUUUUCGUUUCUGUUCUUCGCCCCUUGCUUCAAAUCUUGAGCUGUACAUUGAAAAACCCAACGAAAUUGGAGAAGCAGUUGAAAAUUACAAACAUGUCGAGAUUCAGAGAUCGAACUGAAGAUUUCAAAGACGCUGUACGGCACACAGCAAUUUCAUCAGGUUACAACAAGUCUAAAUUGGCAGCCAUUAUGGCAUCUUUCAUAAUCCAUAAACCAUGGCAAACGACUCCGUUCACUAAAUCUGCACUCAAGACGCUAGAGAGUAUUGGAGCUUUAGAUCAGUUCAUGUCGAAGCACCGGAAAGAUUAUGUGGAUCUUCACCGGACGACGGAGCAAGAGAAGGACAGCAUUGAACAAGAAGUUACUGCUUUUAUUAAAGCUUGCAAGGAUCAAAUUGAUGUUCUCAAAAAUAGCAUAAACGAUGAAGAGGCAACCUCAAAGGGCUGGCUUGGCAUCAGGGAUACCUCAAAUGCUGAUACCAUAGCACACAAACAUGGAGUGGUUCUAAUUUUAAGUGAGAAACUUCAUUCAGUGACAGCACAGUUUGAUCAGCUGAGAGCUAUCCGCUUCCAAGAUGCUAUCAAUAGAGCAACACCAAGAAGAAAACUUAAGAGGGUUGUUGAUUCGAAUUCUCUGGAUACCUCUAAACCAGUCAAUUUGGACCUCAGAGAGACCAAUGAGCUUCAACCUGAAUCUCUUAGAGUCCAACAGGAAUUGCUGGACAAUGAAACCCGUGCCCUUCAGGUUGAGUUGACUAGUCUUCUAGAUGCUGUUCAAGAAACGGAAACUAAGAUGGUGGAGAUGUCUGCACUGAAUCACCUCAUGUCCACGCAUGUUCUGCAACAAGCUCAACAGAUAGAACAUCUCUAUGACCAGGCAGUUGAAGCCACAAAAAAUGUAGAACUCGGUAACAAAGAGCUUUCUCAAGCUAUCCAACGGAAUAGCAGCAGCAGGACCUUUCUUUUGCUUUUUCUAUUUGUACUUACCUUUUCAAUCUUGUUUCUUGACUGGUAUAAUUAAAAAUAUAGUAGUUCUUUC